AUGGUGAACCAGAUCAUUCAGUACAGUACAGAGCCAGAGUUCCACACUUUGGUCAAAGGAAUAUGUCUGGCCUUGGCUCUCUUCGCCUCAGAGUUCUGCGUCGGGUUCUUCCUGUCGCUGCAGUGGGCCGUCAACCUGCGCACAGCGGUCCGGCUCAAAGGGGCCUUCUCAGCUCUAGCUUUCCAGAAGAUUCUGUCUCUGCGAAGCAACACAGACGUGACUAUGGGCCAGAUGAUGGGUCUAGAGCAGAUUAUGGGUCUAGAGCAGAUGAUGGGUCUAGAGCAGAGGAUGGGUCUAGAGCAGAUGAUGGGUCAAAUGCAGAUGAUGGGUCUAGAGCAGAUGAUGGGUCAAAUGCAGAGGAUGGGUCUAGAGCAGAUGAUGGGUCAAAUGCAGAGGAUGGGUCUAGAGCAGAUGAUGGGUCAAAUGCAGAGGAUGGGUCUAGAGCAGAUGAUGGGUCAAAUGCAGAGGAUGGGUCUAGAGCAGAUGAUGGGUCAAAUGCAGAUGAUUGGUCAAAUGCUGAGGAUGGGUCUAGAGCAGAUGAUGGGUCAAAUGCAGAUGAUGGGUCUAGAGCAGAUGAUGGGUCAAAUGCAGAUGAUGGGUCUAGAGCAGAUGAUGGGUCAAAUGCAGAGGAUGGGUCUAGAGCAGAUGAUGGGUCAAAUGCAGAUGAUGGGUCUAGAGCAGAGGAUGGGUCUAGAUCAGAUGAUGGGUCAAAUGCAGAUGAUGGGUCUAGAGCAGAUGAUGGGUCAAAUGCAGAGGAUGGGUCUAGAGCAGAUGAUGGGUCAAAUGCAGAGGAUGGGUCUAGAGCAGAUGAUGGGUCAAAUGCAGAGGAUGGGUCUAGAGCAGAUGAUGGGUCAAAUGCAGAGGAUGGGUCUAGAGCAGAUGAUGGGUCAAAUGCAGAUGAUUGGUCAAAUGCUGAGGAUGGGUCUAGAGCAGAUGAUGGGUCUAGAGCAGAGGAUGGGUCUAGAGCAGAUGAUGGGUCUAGAGCAGAGGAUGGGUCUAGAGCAGAUGAUGGGUCAAAUGCAGAUGAUGGGUCUAGAGCAGAUGAUGGGUCAAAUACAGAGGAUGGGUCUAGAGCAGAUGAUGGGUCAAAUGCAGAGGAUGGGUCUAGAGCAGAUGAUGGGUCAAAUGCAGAGGAUGGGUCUAGAGCAGAUGAUGGGUCAAAUGCAGAUUAUGGGUCUAGAGCAGAUGAUGGGUCAAAUGCAGAGGAUGGGUCUAGAGCAGAUGAUGGGUCAAAUGCAGAUGAUUGGUCAAAUGCUGAGGAUGGGUCUAGAGCAGAUGAUGGGUCAAAUGCAGAUGAUGGGUCUAGAGCAGAGGAUGGGUCUAGAGCAGAUGAUGGGUCAAAUGCAGAUGAUGGGUCUAGAGCAGAUGAUGGAGCAGAUGAUGGGUCAAAUGCAGAGGAUGGGUCUAGAGCAGAUGAUGGGUCAAAUGCAGAUGAUUGGUCAAAUGCUGAGGAUGGGCCUAGAGCAGAUGAUGGGUCAAAUGCAGAUGAUGGGUCUAGAGCAGAUGAUGGGUCAAAUGCAGAGGAUGGGUCUAGAGCAGAUGAUGGGUCAAAUGCAGAUGAUUGGUCAAAUGCUGAGGAUGGGCCUAGAGCAGAUGAUGGUUCAAAUGCAGAUGAUGGGUCUAGAGCAGAUGAUGGGUCAAAUGCAGAGGAUGGGUCUAGAGCAGAUGAUGGGUCAAAUGCAGAUGAUGGGUCUAGAGCAGAGGAUGGGUCUAGAUCAGAUGAUGGGUCAAAUGCAGAUGAUGGGUCUAGAGCAGAUGAUGGGUCAAAUGCAGAGGAUGGGUCUAGAGCAGAUGAUGGGUCAAAUGCAGAGGAUGGGUCUAGAGCAGAUGAUGGGUCAAAUGCAGAGGAUGGGUCUAGAGCAGAUGAUGGGUCAAAUGCAGAGGAUGGGUCUAGAGCAGAUGAUGGGUCAAAUGCAGAUGAUUGGUCAAAUGCUGAGGAUGGGUCUAGAGCAGAUGAUGGGUCUAGAGCAGAGGAUGGGUCUAGAGCAGAUGAUGGGUCUAGAGCAGAGGAUGGGUCUAGAGCAGAUGAUGGGUCAAAUGCAGAUGAUGGGUCUAGAGCAGAUGAUGGGUCAAAUACAGAGGAUGGGUCUAGAGCAGAUGAUGGGUCAAAUGCAGAGGAUGGGUCUAGAGCAGAUGAUGGGUCAAAUGCAGAGGAUGGGUCUAGAGCAGAUGAUGGGUCAAAUGCAGAUGAUUGGUCAAAUGCUGAGGAUGGGUCUAGAGCAGAUGAUGGGUCAAAUGCAGAUGAUGGGUCUAGAGCAGAGGAUGGGUCUAGAGCAGAUGAUGGGUCAAAUGCAGAUGAUGGGUCUAGAGCAGAUGAUGGGUCAAAUGCAGAGGAUGGGUCUAGAGCAGAUGAUGGGUCAAAUGCAGAUGAUGGGUCUAGAGCAGAUGAUGGGUCAAAUGCAGAGGAUGGGUCUAGAGCAGAUGAUGGGUCAAAUGCAGAUGAUUGGUCAAAUGCUGAGGAUGGGCCUAGAGCAGAUGAUGGGUCAAAUGCAGAUGAUGGGUCUAGAGCAGAUGAUGGGUCAAAUGCAGAGGAUGGGUCUAGAGCAGAUGAUGGGUCAAAUGCAGAUGAUUGGUCAAAUGCUGAGGAUGGGCCUAGAGCAGAUGAUGGUUCAAAUGCAGAUGAUGGGUCUAGAGCAGAUGAUGGGUCAAAUGCAGAGGAUGGGUCUAGAGCAGAUGAUGGGUCAAAUGCAGAUGAUGGGUCUAGAGCAGAUGAUGGGUCAAAUGCAGAGGAUGGGUCUAGAGCAGAUGAUGGGUCAAAUGCAGAUGAUGGGUCUAGAGCAGAUGAUGGGUCAAAUGCAGAUGAUGGGUCUAGAGCAGAUGAUGGGUCAAAUGCAGAUGAUGGGUCAAAUGCAGAGGAUGGGUCUAGAGCAGAGGAUGGGAAUGAGGAAUAAAGAAAUGAAAGACUUGAAAAACUUUGCUUUCUCUGAGAACGUGAACGUCUCGAUCCAUAAUUUCCUCCCUCUGUUGGCGACGGUCUCCACGGUCCUGGUCCACACGGCUCUGGGCCUCCCUCUGGACAGCGCUCAGGCCAGUACCACACAACAUCACAGUCGGAUGCUCUUUUCUGUGGAUGACGUUUUGUGUCUUCUGUCAUUCAGGUGUUCGCCAUCGUGUCCAUCUUUUCUCUGA
This is a messenger RNA of Knipowitschia caucasica, 3129 nucleotides long. Lineage: Eukaryota; Metazoa; Chordata; Actinopteri; Gobiiformes; Gobiidae. The record is from the annotation of a GenBank genome assembly.